Messenger RNA from Alexandromys fortis (reed vole), 500 nucleotides. Its product is annotated as histone H2B type 1-C/E/F/G/I. Gene Ontology annotation, molecular function: protein heterodimerization activity; structural constituent of chromatin; DNA binding. The record is from RefSeq and is a predicted model, not a curated record. The transcript has a single exon. Bases 26 to 406 code for a protein of 126 amino acids. Gene Ontology annotation, cellular component: nucleosome. NCBI's taxonomy places the organism in Eukaryota, Metazoa, Chordata, Mammalia, Rodentia, Cricetidae.
UUCUUGCACGGAAAGAAAUCUGAAUAUGCCUGAACCUGCGAAGUCCGCGCCCGCCCCGAAGAAGGGCUCCAAGAAGGCCGUGACCAAGGCACAGAAGAAGGACGGCAAGAAGCGCAAGCGCAGCCGCAAGGAGAGCUACUCGGUGUACGUGUACAAGGUGCUGAAGCAGGUCCACCCCGACACCGGCAUCUCUUCCAAGGCCAUGGGCAUCAUGAACUCGUUCGUCAACGACAUCUUCGAGCGCAUCGCGGGCGAGGCGUCGCGCCUGGCGCAUUACAACAAGCGCUCGACCAUCACGUCCCGGGAGAUCCAGACGGCCGUGCGCCUGCUGCUGCCCGGGGAGCUGGCCAAGCACGCCGUGUCCGAGGGCACCAAGGCCGUCACCAAGUACACCAGCUCCAAGUGAGCGCACCAAACUCGCUCUUAACCCAAAGGCUCUUUUCAGAGCCACACAACUGUUCACAAUUAAGAGCUACGCACCACUCUCACACUAAUAUCCC